Molecule: messenger RNA, 1006 nt
Organism: Prorocentrum cordatum
Lineage: Eukaryota; Dinophyceae; Prorocentrales; Prorocentraceae
Source: the annotation of a GenBank genome assembly
GCCGCGGCGGGCGGCGCCGGGGCCGGGGCCUGGGGCGCGGCGCCGGGGCCGCUCGUCGGGUCGGGGCCUGGGCAGCCCUCGAGGCCCCGCGGGAGACCCGACGAACAUGUCGGACGUGUGGGCGCCGCUCCCGCAGAGCUGGAUCGACUCGGGCUUCUCGGAGCAGGCGUGCAGCUACGCGUACGACGACCAGACGUGGUGCGCACGGGACAAUGACAACUACCUGGUCUUGUGCUGCACACCAGAGGGGAUGCCGAGGCAGAUCGCUCUGGCAGUGCAGUGCUGCGACACGUGCAGGACCUACGAUCGAGGGCUGGACCAGUGCGGCGGCUUCGACGUGAGGACUGACGUCUGGAGCUCCUGGUGCGGGCAGUGGGCCGACAGCAGCCUCGUGGACUUCAGCUUUCAGAGCGACGGUGCCGGAUACCGUGGCUUGAUGUGGAAGUGCAAAGACGGGACCAUUUGAAAUGGUUGCCGGACGGAGUCGUCUGCGUUCUGUCCGUACAGUUGCGCUGCCGCUCGAGUCCGCCACGGCGCCCGAGGGCCGGCGCCACGGGGGUGUGCGGAGAAGGGGGCCCUGCGGGUGCAGUUCUGCGGGCCCCCCCUUCCGGAUCCACGAUGCGUUCGGCGGAGGGUCGUGAUGUAUCGAAGGAUCGAGGCUCAGGGAUCUGGUGCAACACGUUGGUGCACGUUUGGCCAGAUGCGUCGGUGUUCGAAUUAUUGUUCCGCAAGGGGCGAAAACGAGGACCAGGCAGAGUUCCCCUCGCAUGCCAGCCGCUGAAAGCGUGGUUGGAAUGUGUUCGCCAUCAGCGUCUGUCCUACUACAUCUGCAUACACACUGCAGUUGCUCGGCGUGUGUUUCAUCCGGUCGUGUCCAUGUGAGCGCCAGGCAGACUGGCAGGGUGGCGGCCUCAAAGGAAUGCGCUCCCACGCACGUGAACAUCGUCCUCAUCUGCUCCCCCCCCCCGCGCAGCACGUCUGAUACUCCACAUGACUGGAUGCUGCC